AUGAAUGGUGUUUUGCUUAAGGGAAGGGUUUGGGCGCUGAUGACGCCAUGGUUGGUGGCUGUUUUUUGUCUGGCAACCGCGGGUUGCUUAAACGUCACGGAUCAACAGACAUCGGAAUCGCAAAAUGAACAAGUUGCGAUUCUUAAACAAUUGAGAAAAGUAGAAACCCGCGACGUGCUUGGCAAUGUUAAGGGUACGUUUGGUUUUGUCGACGGCGAUGGUGAAAUAAAACGAGUAACUUACUCGUCAUCAAACGGAACCGGGUUUAAAGCAACGACGAUCUCGCCAUUGCAGGAGCGGCCUUCAGUAGUCCAGGCGAUUCCUCGCAGCAAUCGAAGUUCAUCAAGCACAAGAAGACCGAGUUCAAUGUCAACAUCUACGGAAUCAUCAAUGUCCUCAACACUGUCCACAUCAUCCUCAUCAACAUCAUCGACGAUCAACUCAAAGCUUAAUUUAGGACCAUCAAUCCUCCGCAGAGCCAAGACAACCCCAAUGCCCAGUUCAAGUUCCAAUUCAACGACAACAGAGUCAGCGCCCAAAACUACAUUCGGCACCUACUUAAAAUCCACAAAACGUCCCCGAUUGUUCUCUAACCAGCACAGACCAAGCCCAGAACCAGAGUCUAGUGAGCAAGAAUCAGACAACUUAGAAGAAGACUCCCAGAUCACUCGGCCAACCGUCGAAGCCAAAGCCGCAACGCAGCGUAAGAGCUACUUCACAAAACGGCCUCUUGAUCACACCCUCCGUCCAAUAACCGAAGAGUUUGAGGAAAAAGAAGAAGAGUCCAAGUCGCCAGUCAGUGGCAACAAUUUACGCCGGCAGCUGCAAGACGAAACCACCAUCAAGGUUCGCGAAUCCCAAGAAAGCAGCGACGAACACUCUGACGUCUAUCACGCAGGAACACUAUCAACUCCCCGUCCGCUAUUCACCACGACAAACAACCCGAAAAUAAUCCAACGCGUCAGGAUGGAACGCCCGAAGCUGUUCUACCACCCCAACAACCAUCAGCAGCAAGUCAAGUCUUCAGCCGACGAAAACUACGGCCCAGCGCAGUUUGACGAUAACAAGUACCAGAGUCAACGAAAUUACGAGGCUGAGAACAAAGUUGCUGAGCAGGAGCGAGAAGCACCUGAACAAUUCGUCUACCGAGUCCCGCAAGCUCGCUUGUCUCCCAGGGACUAUGUAAGACCCAUGGACCCAACUUACAUUCGCCGACAGCAAAUCCUCCGGGACUUACCUCCAGGGCUGUUCGUCCAGCCUCAGGAUGGCGAAGAAGAGUAUCAGCCACCGGUUGAAAGAAUCCUAGCUCGGCUGCAAGCCAGAGCUUACCCACGACCUGACCCAGAAAACGUCGACUACAUCUCCGAAGCCCCGGCGAUGGAAGUUCAACCUCAAGCACCGCCUCCACCUCCAGUUCCUGCUCCUGCAACAGUCAACCACCAGAACUACAUCCCCCGGCAAUUCGUAAGGCUAAUCCGGCCGUACAUGGAUCACGAACCGAGACCGCGAGGCUACAUGAGACUUCAAGACGAAAAGGACUACAUGGAUGGCUAUCACCGGAAUGUUGUCCUUCCUCCAGAACCGCCUAAUCCAAUCGCACCGCCGCUCAGCCGUCGGGAUUUCCAGCUUCUUCUUAGGCGGCUGCUUGUCAGCCAGUAUGGCACCCAAGCCUUGAGCCACCCACGAUCCUACUUGGACCACGCUUUGUAUGAUGAACAGGCUUAUUAUCAGCGACCCAGGUUGAUGUAUGAGGAGCCUAUUCCCGCGCCAAGAGCUCGUCUCAUGCCUGCUAUUGAUCCUCUCUACAAUCCGUACUAUCAAGACCCGAAUCAGAAUUAUCAAGAUCCUAGAUACGCCAGGAGAGUCUAUCGGCAGAAAUUCUACGAGCAGGAUAUCAAUGAAAGUGAUGGGAACAAUCAUGGAGACGAAAUUCUGCCACCGCCGGUCAGAGAAGCGCUUCUGCUUCGCAUGCUACAAUUGGCUAUUAAUAAUCAGCGCGCGAUGGCGCCCAACGCUAUUUUAAUGAGCCCCACGCCAUCUAGCCAGAUGACGCCGGUAACUACUUCCGGCUAUAGGAAAUCCGGGCCUGUCAGAAGCGUGCAAAUUAUUUCUGAUGAUAAAUCUGAAGAUAAAGAUGACAGAAAGAAAUUAUAA
Molecule: messenger RNA, 2154 nt
Organism: Cotesia congregata
Lineage: Eukaryota; Metazoa; Arthropoda; Insecta; Hymenoptera; Braconidae
Source: the annotation of a GenBank genome assembly